Molecule: messenger RNA, 2510 nt
Organism: Bactrocera tryoni
Lineage: Eukaryota; Metazoa; Arthropoda; Insecta; Diptera; Tephritidae
Product: lysophosphatidylserine lipase ABHD12
Exons: 8
Coding region: 684-2006 (440 amino acids)
Biological process (GO): monoacylglycerol catabolic process; phosphatidylserine catabolic process
Cellular component (GO): endoplasmic reticulum membrane
Molecular function (GO): phosphatidylcholine lysophospholipase A1 activity; monoacylglycerol lipase activity
Source: RefSeq, a predicted model, not a curated record
AACGUUUAAGACCAAAUUUCUGCAAGAAUUGUUUAAAUUGCUAUUUGCAUGUCACUAAUUGAAAAAUUCUAAGUGAUAUACUAAAUUAUAUAAAAAAAUUUAUAGAAAAUGUAAAAACAAAUAUUGUUGAAAAAGUAAGUAAACAUGUAAAUGUGUUCCACAACAAGAGAGUCAAGAAAUAAAAAUCGAUAGAUUAAUGGUAUUGAAAAAAUCGCACUAAAACUAUUAAAUCAAUCGGAUUCAAGCCAUUUGCAGGAGCUCAAAAUAUUUAUCAGCAUUAUUUUUAAAUGGUUAUGUUUUUAACGCGUCGACGGAAGUUCCCUAAAAGUAAAAAUUGCUGACAGGCGCAGUACGAUUGUCUGCACUUACAAGACAAAUGCUCAUUAACUUUUUGAAUAACGAAAGAAUCGAAAAGAAAUAACCGUACUCCCAUUUCUUCAAUCAAAUAAUCACUCGCUUACAGUUUGACGUACAUACAUAUAUAAAAAGUACAUUCACAUAUUUAAUCCAAAUAGUCGAAAAAUUUGAAAAGAAUUGUCGUUGUGAUUCCCAAAGUCCUUUAUUUAAAGCUUUUUUAAUUUGUGUGGUAUAGCAGUCAUUUCUAAAUUUGGCUGUUAAUAUCAUUCUUCCUCAAGUUAAAUAUUGGGUUUGCAUUGAAACGUUCACCAAAUCUAUGAAAUUUGAUGUCAUUGAAUAAAGAUUUUCAACCAUUGACUGAUAAUCCUCCUGCAACUUCAUUUUACAAUUUACAAACAUAUGCAAACUUUUAUACAAUGUACGAAUCAUAUAAAUUCUUAAACGUCAUAUUCCGUGCUUCAGUCAUUCCGGGAGCAUUAAUGUUAAUUUGGCUGACUGGGAUAAUCUCACUUACUGUGGUACAAUUAUGUAUGUUCGUAUUCCUGAUAAUAUUCGUUGGAUUCCCAUUAAUAUUUCGUUAUUCUAUAACAUUACAAAGAGGGAUUCUCUUUCUUACGUUUAUUACUUACCCCAAGGACCUUGACCUUUCGAAUCCAGCCAGUGUGGGACUUUUUGGUACGAGAUCUCUUAAUCUUAGUGUGCUCGAUCCGGAUGCUGAGGAACGUCAUGAUGGCGUGCGCAUUGGUGUCUGGCAUGUGCUGCCAUUACACUUAGCUAAACGUUUUGCUAAAGAACUGAAAAUUGAUACGCAAGAGCACGAUGAAUUGAAGAAUACAACAUUUGAGCAUGACGAAAGUUUGGAAAAGCUAACGCCUAUUCUGAAAUCUGAAUUUUCCGAUGUAACCGCUGAGAAUGAAGCGCUCUUUUACGAGCGCAUGCUGAAACUUCCGGGCACCAUUGUUCUAUAUCUUCAUGGCAACACCGCUUCUCGUGGCUCCGGGCACCGUGUCGAGAUGUACCAACUUCUGCGCAAACUUGACUGCCAUGUAUUGUCUUUGGAUUAUCGAGGUUAUGGAGAUUCCGAUCCCGUUUCACCCACCGAAGAAGGAAUUGUACGAGAUGCCUUAACAGUAUAUGAAUAUAUUAGAAAUGUAACAACAAAUCCUAUAUUCAUAUGGGGCCAUUCUCUGGGCACUGGCGUGGCAUGUCAUUUGUGUUCACAGUUAAGUUUGAAAUUCAAAAUGGAUCUACCACGGGGAGUGAUAUUGGAGGCACCUUUUACGAACAUCCGUGAUGAAAUAAGAUUGCAUCCAUUCGCUAGGCCCUUUAAAGAUCUGCCUUGGUUUGAUUUGACAAUUGCGCGCCCUAUGUACUCGAACAAGUUGCGUUUUGAAUCGGACAAGCAUAUCAGCGAAUUUCGGCAGCCAGUAAUGAUACUCCAUGCGGAAGAUGAUUAUGUUGUUCCAUUCGAACUUGGCUACAAGCUUUAUCGAACAGCGUUGGAUACGCGUGCAAAAACUUGGGGGCCUGUUGAAUUCCAUCGUUUCAAUGGUGUUUCAGGGUACGGACAUAAGUUUCUUUGCCGCGCACCUGAACUACCCAAACUUGCAAAACAAUUUAUCGAGACUUAUCGUAAUGAAGACUUUUAAAGGCUUUGAAAUGUUUUAAACAUUGGCCUCUCAUAUUUCCCCCCAGAAAGUGCAUAUAUGUAUAUCCUGCAGUAUUUAAGGACUUUCAGUCAAGAAUCAAGCCGCCCGGAUGUACUGAGAAGUAGCUUACAAGCUACUGGAUGCCUUUUACUUUAUAGUUUUGUCGUAGAUUCGUAUAUAUACACAUAUAUAUGCAACAAGAACUUUAGUAUUAUUUGUGCAACCUAAUUUAAAAAUCUAUAAUCAUAGAAAUGGAGACAUUUAUUAGUAUACAUUCAUAUAUAAAAAUAGAAAAGGCCGUUGUGUAGAGAUUGCGACUAACUAAUAUAAUUCAAACUGUGAGAAAUUUUAAUAAUUACUGUUGCUAAAGUCAUGAGCAGUAUGCUAGAGGUUUAACAAUUACCAAAAAGGCAACAUAUGAUAACAAAAUCAUAGAAAUAUUAUUUUUUGUAAAUAAAUAAAAGUAAAAAUGCAAAAUUUUUACUUUAUAGUAAUACAUUUUUA